Messenger RNA from Clarias gariepinus (North African catfish), 2333 nucleotides. RefSeq names its product potassium voltage-gated channel, subfamily F, member 1a (gene kcnf1a). Lineage: Eukaryota; Metazoa; Chordata; Actinopteri; Siluriformes; Clariidae. Gene Ontology annotation, biological process: potassium ion transmembrane transport; protein homooligomerization. Gene Ontology annotation, cellular component: membrane; voltage-gated potassium channel complex. Bases 93 to 1535 code for a protein of 480 amino acids. The record is from RefSeq and is a predicted model, not a curated record. Gene Ontology annotation, molecular function: voltage-gated potassium channel activity. The transcript has a single exon.
UUAUAAUCUGUCAGUUUUUUUUUCCCGCCGUUCCAGAUGCGUGAAACUCGACUUGUUUCGAACUAGAACAGACUUUUCUUGCUGUUGCCGUGAUGUGGACGACGCCGAAGCGGACGCGGUCGGAGGCGAGCGAAGACGCGGAGGUCGCGGUGAACGUGGGCGGCUCGAGACACGUCCUGUGCGCCAGCCUGCUCGAGCGCUUCCCCGCCACGCGCCUCGCGCACCUCGCCGAGCGCGCCGCCGAGAGCUCGUGCGACCUGUCGCGAUUCUGCGACGACUACGACGCCGCGACGCACGAGUUCUUCUUCGACCGCGACCCGGACGCGUUCCGGUGCAUCGCCGAGGUCUAUCAGUACGGCGAGGUGCACAUGGCCAAGGGCACGUGCCCGGUGCGCUUCAGCAAGGAGAUGGAGUUCUGGGGAGUGGACAUGGACCUGCUGGACGACUGCUGCAAGAGCAACCUGAAGGAGGCAGAGGAAGAGCUGUCUGAGAUCGCCGAGAAGGUCCGCACCAUUCUGGACGACAUGGAAGGAAGCCCUGCCAGUGGAAGGUGCAGGGCGUUCCUGUGGAGGCUCAUGGAGAAACCCGAGUCGUCCUGGGGUGCACGCACCGUUGCGCUCCUUUCCUUCAUGUUCGUGCUCCUUUCGUCUGUGGUGAUGUGUGUGGGCACCGUCCCUGAGCUGCAUGAGCAGGACGUUGAUGGAAAUCGAAUCGAGAAUCCCAGUCUGGAAGCUAUAGAGACAGCCUGCAUCGUUUGGUUCACUCUGGAGUAUGUGCUCCGGUUAGCUGCGGCGCCCAGCAAGUUGCAUUUCGCCUUCUCCUUUAUGAACGUGGUAGACUUAUUAGCGAUUGCGCCUUUCUACGUGCUUCUGGUGCUGUCAUACCUUGGCACUGCUGUGAUGCAGCUGGGCACCGUGCAGCAGGCCGUGCAGGCACUGCGCGUCAUGCGCGUGGCACGCGUGCUUAAGCUGGCGCGCCACUCUUCAGGCCUUCAGACUCUCACCUACGCGCUCAGGAGUAGCUGCAAGGAGCUCGGCCUGCUGCUCAUGUACAUGGGCAUAGGCAUCUUCUUGUUCUCUGCACUCGGCUACACGUUGGAGCAGAGCCACCCGGAGACCAUGUUCACCAGCAUCCCGCAGUCCUUCUGGUGGGCCAUAAUUACUAUGACCACAGUGGGCUAUGGUGAUAUCUACCCCAAGACCACACUGGGCCGGUGCAAUGCCGCCGUCAGCUUCCUGUGUGGUGUCAUCGCCAUUGCACUGCCCAUACACCCCAUCAUCAACAACUUUGUCAUCUUUUACAGCAAGCAACGUGUGCUCGAAACUGCCGCGAAGCAUGAGAUAGAGCUCAUGGCGCUGCGUUCCAAGGAAGGAGAGCCUGCUGCUUUGGAAAUCCAGAAGUCAAGUCUGUCGAUGGGCGAUCGAGUGGCAUGUGACAGUGCCAAUCUUACUUCACAAAGUGAUGGCCACAUUCCGCUACUAGAGGACACUGGACAGGACACAACGGCUCAGAAAUGCCCAAAAAGAGAUGACUAGUGGAGAGACUGCAGCAUUCUAUUUUGACACUGAAAUAUAUCAACUCAUUCAUGGAUCAUUUGGACCACAAUGUUAUUUUAUAGGCUAUGACUUAUAAAUCACUGCUUGCAUGGAAAUAAAGCUGAUUUUCCUUAUACUGAUGAAACCAAGCCAAACUUUACUUUUACAUGUUUAUCAGUCGAGGAUAAAUGUUGUGUUUGAUUAACAGCUUUACAGUGUUAAAUACCGUUCAACAAAAUAGCAUAUUAAUCUGAUAUUUAUUGAGCUGUUUUACAACAGAAUUGAUCAUUUCUUUACGUUAAGCUGUGUGAGGUAUCCAACACUUCAAAGUGCAAGACAAUCUGUUUUAAUGUAAGUGCUUUUACUUACAAAAGUACUCACCUGCUUGAGCUUUUUCCCCCUUUUUGUAGUGUUACAACACUGGAACUGAAAACAGGGGGAAAUCCAUUGAUUACAUACUGUACGCAUUCAAAUUUCCCAGUAUUCCUGGUGCUUUUCAGUUUUAGUUUUAAACACUACAAAAGAACUAACAAAAAAUCCUGAAUGUAUAACCAUAGAAUAAUGUGUAUAUAAAUGAAUAAGGUUUAUAUGCUGCCUUUUUUUUUUGGUAACUUACUGUAUCUGUUUAGACACCUGCCAGCUUGUGAAUUUCUAAAAAAGCAUGUAUGCUUAACCCUAAAUAUUAAACAAAUAAUUAAAAUGUCUUAAGUAUAAAACUUUUUAAGGAAUGAUUCAUCAAGUGUGUUAGUUUGUUAAAUUUUUUUGUUUAAUGCACUUCGUCAUCGUUGACCAUUCACU